AUGGUUGACACUAGGAGUUCCGCCGACGUCCUCUACUUCGAUGCCUUCGAGAGGCUCGGCUUGACCCAAGGAGAUCUUACCCCUGUGACGUCAGCUCUUACAUGGUUCAUUGGGGAUUCCAUCUCCCUGCUCGAGACCACAAUGCUCCCCAUCACCAUCGGGGAGGAACCGAGGGCGAAAACAGUAAUGACCACCUUCAUGGUGGUCGACCUGCCCUCGGCCUACAACGUCAUCCUCGGUCGCCCGACCCUCAACAGGAUCCAGGUGGUAGUCUCCACCUAUCACAGAACCAUCGAGUUCCCAACCUCGGCUAGGGUUGGGGAGGCCCGAAACGACUCGAGGGAGUCGAGGCGAUGCUACCUCACCGCGAUUGCUCUCCCAGCAAAGUCGCACUCAACCCUGGUUCCCGAGCCCCAUGAAGCACCUGUACCACAAGUGACGCUGGAGCCCCCAGAGCCUCUUAUCAAGGUACCCCUAAAGCGGAGCUGA
Molecule: messenger RNA, 489 nt
Organism: Musa acuminata subsp. malaccensis (wild Malaysian banana)
Lineage: Eukaryota; Viridiplantae; Streptophyta; Magnoliopsida; Zingiberales; Musaceae
Source: RefSeq, a predicted model, not a curated record